AUGACAGAAAUUAGAAAUAUAUUAUUGGUUGGAAGCACUGGUAAAGGAAAAUCCGCAUUGGCAAAUGUUAUUACUGAAACUAAUGAAUUUGAGGAAAGUACAAAUCGCAUUCGUGGAACUGAGGAACCAAAAUCGGAAGAAUUUGUACACGAAGGAACAAAAUAUCGUAUUAUUGAUACUGUAGGAAUUGGUGACUCUACCAGAUCAGCAGGAGAAAUAUUAAGUAAAUUGGAAGAAAAAGCUGAUAUUAUUAGUGAAGCCAAGCUAUUUUUUGAUGAUAAAAUAACUGAUUUCACUACUAUUGUUUGCACUAACUUUUCUGAUUUCGAAGAUUAUGAAGCUUGUGAAAAAGAUCGUAAAAUAUUUCGUGAGGAAACUGAAAAAUUUUCUAAGCAGCUUUCUCGUACUGUAAUUAUUUACGUAGAUAAUCCACCAGCUAAAGGCCGUUAUCUGCAAAUUUCAAAAGGUUCACGCGAAGCAUCUCGUAAAAUAUUACUAACACAUUUAAAAACUUGUCAAGAAAUUUACCGACCUGAAUUACUUGCCAAAUUUAGCAAAAUGGUUGAUGAAUUCAAUUCAAUAUUAGAAGAAAUUAAUAAAGCAACUAUUAAUGUAGAUUUUCAUUUAAAUAAUUGUAUCAACUAUUUAAAAGAAAUUAUUAUUAAGCGAGAAAAAGUAAUUGAAAUGAUUGAAGAGCGCAAAGAAGAGGUAAAAGAAUACAUGAAGCAACGAGGUUUUGUUAGUACUUUAGGUCAUAGUGCCAUACUAUGUGGUAAAGCCUUAACAAUCUCAGGAUUUUGGUUUCCUCUUGUUUUUGUGCCAGGCGUUAUUUUGUCGACUAGUGGUUGGUUGACAGUUACCGGUUCCGAUUCUGCUUCAAUUGUUAAGGAAAAUGAUGCUUACCGAAUAUUUGAAAAAUGCCUUGCCGAAGAUGAAGUAAAAAGUAAAAUGUUAGAAAAUUCGCAAAUAAUGUUAAAUGAAGCUGUCGGAAAAUUCAAAGAAAUUGAUUUUCGCUUCAAUAAUUUAGAAUAUAGGAAACAUGAAAUAGAUAGAAAAAAAAUUGAUGUAGUCAAAGAAGGUUUAGCGACAGUAAGAGCUGCUGUAGAGGCUUUUUGCAAGAUUGUACCUUCUCCUUUGUCAUUUUAUUGUAUUUAUCGAGAUCGUAUGGAAGCUGAAAAUCGUACUUCCGUGGAAGAUAUGGAAACGGCAAUUAAAAAUUGGAAUGAAAGUUUGAUAACUUUCAAAGAAAAAGAACAGCCAUUAAAUAUAGAAUAUGAAAAAAUCAGCUGGUGUAAAGUUGAAAUGGCAAAACUACUGCCAACUACAAUUGAGAUACCAAAUCCGGCUGUUUAUAAGUCUGUCACAGUUAGUAGCAAUAAAGAUCUCGUGAUUCGUUCUGCAAAACCGAUCGAAAUUAAAACAUGGGAAAAUUGGAAUGGAGCAAUUCAUAUUUCGCCAAAAGCCAUUUUUAAACCAUCAACACUUGAAGAUCUUAUAUAUAUUAACUAUCUAGUGAUAGUUACAAAUUUAAAUCAGAUUACAAUACAAAAACAUGGAUGGACCGUUACUGCCGAAGCAGGUACAUCAUUAUAUGAUCUUGAUAAAGCACUCCGAAAUCAUGAUCCGCCAUUAACUCUUGAUUCUGAGACUGUACCUGACAUAGUUCGAGUAUCUGGUGUUAUAACAGUAGGUGCACAUGGUGGAAAGAUUAGUUCAGGCACUAUGUCAGAUCAACUUUGCUCUAUGAAAAUUGUCACUGGGUCUGGUGAAGUAUGUGAAUUUAAUGAUGAAAUAAGCAAAUCAGAAUUCAAUGCUGCAAAA
Dentiscutata erythropus is the source of this 1821-nucleotide messenger RNA. The record is from the annotation of a GenBank genome assembly. NCBI's taxonomy places the organism in Eukaryota, Fungi, Glomeromycota, Glomeromycetes, Diversisporales, Gigasporaceae.